Molecule: messenger RNA, 1212 nt
Organism: Cavenderia fasciculata
Lineage: Eukaryota; Evosea; Eumycetozoa; Acytosteliales; Cavenderiaceae
Exons: 3
Coding region: 1-1212 (403 amino acids)
Source: RefSeq, a predicted model, not a curated record
AUGACAGAUAUAUCAUCUUUAUCUAUAGAUAAAUGUAAAGAAUUGAUUAGUGAUGGUUUGAAAUCAAUACUAUCAACAACAUAUAGUAAAUAUGAUAAGGUAUUGUUUGUUGGUUCAAUUGCUUUACCUUUUUUAGUCAAUUUACCAUAUUUUGGAAUACUACCAAAUAAUCGAGAUCAAAGGAUUGAAUCAUUUUAUGAUAAUGGUGCAAUUGAAAAGAUUAUAAAUGUUUAUCAACAAGUUGAAUCAAAUAUAAAUAGUCGAGAUAUUAGAGAUUUGGCAGAAUUUGCUGAAAGAUCCAACAAGUUGUGUAGAAUAUUGGCAAAGAGAGAGAUAGUGAAACUGUUGUUAAGUAUCAUUUUCAGUGGAGAGGAUUUAUGGAGACAAAGUUAUAAUGGUCAAUUACCUCUAUCUGAAGAAACUAUCUAUCAAAUAUAUACGACUCUUGAUAAUGAAUCUUUAAUGUUGGAUUGUACUGAUUUAUUAAAUCAUAUUUUACCUUGGGUAAAUGAUAUACCAUAUGAAGGAUUGAUAUAUGUAAUUAAAAAGAAUGUUUUAGCAACAUCAAGUUAUAGAUUAACAUGUACGAUAUUAAAAACAAUGAUAUUGAAGCCGGAAACAAUCCAACCAUUUAUAAGUGUUGGUAUAAUCACUAUUACUAGAUACUAUUUAGAUAAUGAAUUCAAAUCUGAAUAUCGAUUGCUGCGUGAUUAUUGGUUACAAAUUACUCAGAUUAUAUGUAAAGACAAAGAUAAUAUAUCAUUAUUGGAUCAAUCAUUGAUAGAUGAAUACUAUAAAAUGGGUAGAUUUAAAUUAUUGAUUCCAAAAGAAUUAAGAAUCAAUAGUCUUGGUAAAAUGCUUGAUAUUGUAACCGAUGGUAUUGGUUUUUAUACUGGUUGGUUAAAUGCAACUGGAUUAUUAUUGGAUCAAAUCAAUACAAAUUCAUAUCUCUCUAAUUGGAUCUAUCGACGAUUAGAUUCUACACUGACUAGAUAUUUGUUGUGUUCAGCCUAUUAUUCAUCGUUGACUCUGUAUUUGGCAGUUUUCAGAAACAAAAAUAUAUUAUAUCCUUUGGCUAGUGUCUUGUCAAUGGCUAUUUGUAGUUACCAAGCAAGACUUGUCAAUCAUCAAAAAUUGGGUGGUCCCAUUUACAAAGCUUUUAAAAAAUAUUAUCAAACUCCUCUUGAUAACUCAAUGAACAAUCAUGAUUAA